Molecule: messenger RNA, 1918 nt
Organism: Spirodela intermedia
Lineage: Eukaryota; Viridiplantae; Streptophyta; Magnoliopsida; Alismatales; Araceae
Source: the annotation of a GenBank genome assembly
AUGGUAAAAACCAGCGUCUCUGAGCUGCCCAAGCGAACUACCAGAUCAUGCUCCUUGACUGAAUCAGCGAGGAAACAACAUGAAGUCCAGGAAACUGUUGAGCCUUUAUUCCCAUCCGUUUUCAGCAACUUCUUAUUUAGAGAGGAAUCAAUCAGUUUGGAUGUUCUACUUCAACAUUUCCCUGGUAGAAGAUCUCAAGUACUUGAGAUUUUGCAGUUGAUUGGCCCACUGAAUUCUCCUAUGAUUCCUCUUUUUGUCUAUGGUGGCCCUUCUACUGGUAAAAGCAGUGUGGUUACCCAAGUUUUCAGGCAUUUAAAUCGACCUUUUGUCUAUGCAAGCUGUUGUUCUUGUUAUAGUCCGAGCAUCUUAUUUCAGUAUGUCUUGAAUCAACUCUUUCUCCUUACAAAGAAUUUGAGAAAUGAUUUUUCAAGUUCAUGGAGUUGUGAAAGAGCUUCUGAUUUCAUUAUUUUGCUUAAAGAUGCCUUGACACAGUUUGUAUCUGUAGUUGGAGAAUGUUCGGAUAAAUCAGAUCUAAAGCAAUCCACUGCCCUUGGGGAUGGAAAAAUGAUAUACUUGGUAUUUGAUAAUGUUGAGAUGAUUCGUCAUUGGGAUGGAAGCUCUGAUUUGAUCUCAAUAUUGUUUAAACUUCAGGAUCUUCUGAGAAUGGUCGAAGUGGGCUUAAUUUAUAUCAGUCGCGCUGGUCCUAACUGCUAUUAUGCGAACAUUGGUUCUACAGAGCCUCUUCCUAUCUUCUUUCCCGAUUACACAGAAGAUGAUCUUUAUGAGAUACUUAUGAGAAAUCAAGUGAACCCAAAGUUAUAUUCUUCAUUUCUUAGGUGUGUAAAAUUAGACAGUUGUGAAAUCAACGAAAAUCAGGUUCGCUUUAUCGUCCGAUUUAAUUUUCUUUUGUCGUUCUUCUUUUCAGGGUAGUCCUUAAGCCCUUCUACAGGGUAACAAGACGGCUUGAUGAAUUAUCAAUUGCUUUUCAGCCAUUAUUUGAGAAAUACCGUGAGCAAGUAUCUGAUCCAAAGUUACUUCCAGAUGAAACAAUGAAUAGAAGGCUAUUUGAUAACAUUCAGCCUCAUAUUGCUCCAUCAAUAGAUGAGAUAAUGAAAGUUUCUUCUCUCCAACUACAACAAGACAAUACUGGGAAAUUCUCCAAUGAAAAGAGGAGUGCAAAGAAAUUUCAUGGGAACGCUGCUUAUGAUGGGUUAGAUUUUCAUAUGUCCCUAUCUACGAAGUAUCUUUUUCUAUCAGCAUUUCUUGCUUCAAGGAACCCUCCCACCCUUGAUUCUGCCAUGUUUGAUUCCACCGGAGGCUCCAGUAAUCAGAAACGCAAGAGAAAGUAAGUCAAUGUCUCUCUUUCUUCCUUAGUUUUGUAUGUUUGUCCUUCUGCUGCCAUUUGCCUCUUUUAAUUGACCCCAACAGCAUUAUUUUGUGUUUAAUUUAUUUCUUAUUUCCUAUCCAGGAGUAGCGAGGCAUCUAGGCAAGAAAAGGACCAUAAUUUGCAAGCUAUGCUUCUGAAGGGACCAGGUAGUUUCUCAUUGGAGAGACUGUUGGCCAUAUUCCAAUGCAUCACUUACGUAGCAGAUUGUUAUCCUGAGAGGGAGACGCUUGAUAAUCAGAUGUACGAAGAUGAAAGGAGUGGUGCAACAUCGGAUGUUCUACUGCAGUUGAGCAGUCUAUGCGAAGCUAAUUUUAUCAGUAAAAGUGCAAGUUGCUCCCUGGAGGGCUUUACUAGGUACCGAUGCACUGUAGACGAGAUAAUUGCUCUGAAGGUGGCUACCUUAUCCCAACUGAAAGCAUUCCCUUCUUUCAGACUCUCUCCUUGUCCUGCAUUCUGAUGUCAUUUGAAAUGGUCAAAAAGGUCGCAAGGAGUAUAAGCUUCCCUCUCUCCAAGUACCUCUACAGAGGAUAG